Molecule: messenger RNA, 1350 nt
Organism: Cladocopium goreaui
Lineage: Eukaryota; Dinophyceae; Suessiales; Symbiodiniaceae
Source: the annotation of a GenBank genome assembly
AUGAAAAUGUACCGGGAGCACUACCAAGAUUUGUUGAAAGAUGGCGUACACCCGUACAUGGUACUAAAUUUUGAUCAGCUGUGGAGAUGUGCUUUCAGUUGGGAUGGCAAGAUGCAGUGGAAAGAAAGAGGUUCCAUAGGAAAGCGAGGAAGGAAGAGACGCGCACCGCGUCAACUUGACAAGAAGAGGCAUGCGGUACGUGGUGCUCGCAAGAGCAUAACGGAUAAUGCGGGAAGUUGGAAAGCCUUGCCCUACGAAGCCGCAGGGGCGGUGGUGCGAUCCUUGAUGCAACACUGCCACACGCUUGGGAAUCUCAGUUCUUCCCUUGCAAAGGCUCUUGAAGAGGACCCAGCAGUAGAGAAGCAAUCCAGCAAAAGUCUGUCCCAAAAACUGAGAGCGUUAGAGGAUGUUGAAAGGUAUAUUGUGUUCAACCCCAGAACCGGUCAAAUGGCCACCGCGGCAUGGAUUGAAAAGCACAUUCUGGUGCAGCAUGGUGUUCCAACAUUCAAGAAAGCGUCAAAACAAAACCAAACUCCCAAAAUCCUGACACUUGGAAUCAAGAUCAAGGACAAGUCAGUGAAGUUGACCCUCGAUCUAGGUUUUGAUGAGAAGAACCCGAGGCCUGUGAGGUGUUUACAUUUGGCCUCACGUAAAGCUCAGAGCGACCUAACUGAGCUUGAGCAAGGUUAUGGUCACAUGGGGCAACCUUGGGACGAAGAUGACCAAGACUUGGAUGAAGUCGACUUCCCAGAUGACAGCAGUGACAAUAGGAAGGAUGAGAAUGAUUUCGAGGACGAAAUCCCCGAUGAUGCUGCUGGUAUUGAAGGCGAUGAGCCUGAUCAAAAUGAUCCAGCUCCAGCCGGCAUGGAGGAGAACCAGGAUCUUGAAGCUGCUCUGGAGGAAUUUGCAGGCCACGAUUUUGAGAACAUCGACCACCUGAAUGAUGAAAUUGCUUGGGCCUACAGUGAUGAUGAGGCGGUAGACCUUGAGGAACCAGACAUAGCUGACCGGAUGAUGAAAGUUCUCUUGCCCGAAUCGGUACCAGAAAGGCCGAAGUCAUUUCAGACUCGUCCUGUGUUUAUGGCUUUGGAGGCCGAAGGCCUGACCAUUCUGCCUGCAAUUGCAGGCGUGUUCAUUUCGUGCCAUCCGGCUUCGAGCCAGUGGCAUGGAGCUUACCCCCGAGAAGGUGGUGUAAAGCACACUCACCGUGCACCGAAAUGGUCACCCAAUCUUCGCUCUGAGCGCGAAGCGCUUCUCACAGCGAUCCGAUAUGUUUGGCAUAUCCACUUUUUGAAGACUGGCGAGGGAAAAUCUCACUUAGCCAAAAUCGAUGAAGCUCUGAAGAAGUGA